Messenger RNA from Linum tenue, 3933 nucleotides. The record is from the annotation of a GenBank genome assembly. Lineage: Eukaryota; Viridiplantae; Streptophyta; Magnoliopsida; Malpighiales; Linaceae.
CCUUCUUCCCACCUCCCUCUUCAGUCUUCUCACAAUCCUCUGAACAUUCCCAACUCCCGAAUCUCAACUUUCUCUCACAAAACAUUCCCCCGCCCUAAAAGAACCCGAAAUGUUGAAGCUUCUCUCUUCUUCCCGCAAUCUCCACGCCCACAUCGCUUCCCCAUGCCUCCGAGCUACUCCUGCUCCCAGCUCCGGCGGAGCUUCUGGGUCGUCGAGCCCUUUGCUCAGAGCACUCAAUUCGAUUGCUGAAUUGAGCAGGGGAAGCUCCAGCAGGCAUCCCAAUUUCUUCCGCAGGGCUUUCUUCUGCUCGGAUUCUUCCUCCUCGGGCGGCGACGGAACCGGCCGCGGGGUGCUGGUUGAGGUUGCACUAAAGGGGGACGACAGCGAUGCCGACGCCGGAGAUUCCAGCAAUAGCUCCUCCGCCAUUGUCCCUACUAAUCCGAGACCCGAGGACUAUCUAACGGUAUUGGCACUUCCAUUGCCUCAUAGACCUUUGUUCCCUGGUUUCUAUAUGCCUAUUAAUGUUAAGGAUCCCAAACUGAUGGCUGCAUUACAAGAAGCACGGAAAAGACAAGCCCCAUAUGCUGGUGCUUUUCUCCUCAAAGAGGAGCCGGGCUCUGAUCCCAAUGUGGUAUCUGGUUCAGAGUCGGAGAAGAGCCCGGACAGUCUCAAAGGGAAAGAUCUUUAUAAUCGUCUUCAUGAAGUUGGAACACUAGCCCAGAUUUCAACUAUUCAGGGAGAGCAGGUUGUUCUUAUUGGUCACAGGCGACUUCGGAUAACAGAGAUGGUCAGCGAAGAACCACUUACUGUGAAGGUUGAUCAUAUCAAAGACAAACCUUAUAACAAGGAUGACGAUGUUGUUAAGGCGACAUCAUUUGAAGUUAUAUCAACCCUUAGAGAUGUUCUAAAAUCGAGUUCCCUAUGGAGAGAUCAUGUCCAGACUUACACUCAGCAUAUAGGUGACUUUAAUUAUUCAAGGUUAGCUGAUUUUGGGGCUGCAAUCUCUGGAGCAAACAAGUUGCAGUGCCAGGAAGUGCUUGAGGAGUUAGAUGUGCAUAAUAGGCUGAGGCUUACCCUUGAGUUGGUGAAGAAAGAAAUGGAGAUAACCAAAAUCCAGGUAUUCGACAAUAGACUCACUGUUUGGGGUAGGUGUUGAAGUUUACUGUCAAUGAUUCAGUUCCCACUUGGUAAAUUUUUUAUCCCAAAUCCAGGAAUCGAUUGCGAGGGCGAUUGAAGAAAAGAUUAGCACUGAGCAGAGGCGUUACUUAUUGAAUGAGCAGCUUAAGGCCAUAAAGAAGGAAUUGGGGCUAGAGACAGAUGACAAGACUGCUCUUUCUGCAAAGUUUAGGGAAAGGAUUGAAGAAAACAAAGAACACAUACCGGCUCCUGUUUUGCAAGUGAUACAAGAAGAGCUAACAAAACUACAGCUUCUAGAGGCGAGUUCGAGUGAAUUCAAUGUCACUCGAAAUUACUUGGAUUGGUUGACUGCGUUGCCUUGGGGAAAUUACAGUGAUGAGAACUUUGAUGUCCUCCAUGCACAACAAAUUCUCGAUGAGGACCAUUAUGGUUUAUCUGAUGUCAAGGAAAGGAUAUUGGAAUUUAUAGCUGUUGGGAAGCUACGAGGAACUGCACAAGGGAAAAUCAUUUGUCUCUCUGGCCCACCUGGGGUGGGUAAAACCAGCAUUGGCAAGUCAAUUGCACGGGCCUUGAACCGCAAAUUCUUCCGGUUUUCAGUUGGUGGCUUAUCUGAUGUUGCCGAGAUUAAGGGCCAUCGCCGGACCUAUAUUGGUGCAAUGCCAGGAAAAAUGGUGCAAUGCCUGAAGAAUGUUGGAACUGCUAACCCUCUUGUCCUGAUUGACGAGAUUGACAAGCUGGGGAGGGGCCAUUCUGGUGAUCCAGCAAGUGCUAUGUUGGAGCUUCUUGAUCCGGAGCAAAAUGCCAACUUUCUCGAUCACUAUUUGGAUGUUCCAAUUGACCUUUCAAAGGUUCUAUUUGUGUGCACUGCAAAUGUUGUCGAUACGAUACCAACUCCUCUUUUGGACAGAAUGGAGGUCAUCGCUAUAGCUGGUUAUAUCACCGACGAAAAGAUGCAUAUUGCCAGAGAUUACUUGGAGAAGUCCACACGUGAUGCAUGUGGCAUCAAGCCUGAACAGGUUGAAAUGACUGAUGCUGCUCUUCUUACCCUUAUUGAGAGCUACUGCCGAGAAGCUGGGGUCAGGAAUCUUCAGAAGCAAAUCGAGAAGAUCUACCGAAAGAUUGCCUUGCAACUUGUACGAAAAGGAGUCCAAGGUGAAGCUCCAGUUUCGGGAGUUCAGAUUAUUCAGGAUGGAGAAGCAACUGAAGAAAAAGCCGAUGAUGCUGGGAAUAUAUCUUCGGAAUCUGUUGAAGCAAAUGUCGAAGGACAAACUGAGGUGACAAUUCUUGAAGCAGACAUUGUGCAGGCUGAGAGCUCGUCCAAUCAAGAUUCUAAUCCCACAGAUCAAUCUACAGAUUUAAAGGACUCGUUGGAAACUGAGAAACAGGAGGAAAGCGAAUCGACUUCAACAGUUGAGAAGGUCUUGGUGGACAAAUCAAACCUGACGGAUUAUGUUGGGAAGCCUGUUUUCCACGCCGAGCGAAUCUACGACCAGACUCCAUCUGGCGUAGUCAUGGGUCUUGCCUGGACCGCAAUGGGAGGGUCCACAUUGUACAUAGAGACCACUCUCGUCGAGCAAGGAGAAGGCAAAGGAGCCCUUCAGCUCACCGGCCAACUGGGAGACGUCAUGAAAGAGAGCGCCCAGAUCGCACACACAUAUGCGAGAGCAGCACUGCUCGAGAAAGAACCAGACAACCAAUUCUUUGCCAACACGAAACUCCACCUUCACGUGCCAGCUGGUGCCACCCCAAAGGAUGGACCCAGCGCCGGGUGUACCAUGAUCACAUCCCUGCUCUCUGUGGCAAUGGAGAAGCCCGUGCGGAAAGAUCUCGCGAUGACUGGAGAAGUCACAUUGACUGGAAAAGUCCUUCCUAUUGGUGGGGUGAAGGAGAAGACGAUUGCAGCUAGAAGGAGUGGUGUGAAGACAAUCAUAUUCCCGUCAGCUAACAGGAGGGACUUUGACGAGCUUUCGCCUCAGGUUAAGGAAGGGCUUGAUGUCCACUUUGCGGACCAUUACAGCCAGAUAUAUGAAUUGGCCUUUGACUUUGAUCAGAACUAGUAGAUAAAGUAAUGCACAGAUUCUUUAAGUCUUCUGGGUCUUCUCAUAUACACAUUCUUGCACAAGCUUUUCAUUGGCCAGAAGAAGAAAAAAAAAACCCAGUUUUGUGCCAUUAGAUACAUCGUUGACUACUGACAGUUUUCUGAAGUGUAUGCUGCUGAAAUACAAGCCAUUCCCCCAACCCAGAAACAUUGUUUGGUAGUUGGUAUUGGUUGGAACUUUGUUAGUGUUUGGAUGCAUAGAGAUUAGAAUAGACAGAGAGAAAGGGAAGUUCUUUUUGUGAUGGAACAAGUUGUAAUGAAUUUUAAUUCCUUUUGCUUUCGUUUUCUGUUCAUUGCUGGUUUGCCAUGCGUGGAAAUAAGAGGCUCCAAGAUUAUCCUAUCCAUCAUCCAACAGGCGGAAACUUUCUGGUCAUCAUUGGACAGUUAUGCAGUGGGUUGGUGGUGGAAGCUCUCUACUCGUUAGUCAUAUGAGUGAAGUGAGCCUUUCACAUUUCUCUUGAUUUGCGAAUCAUUGGAAUUCCCUUUUGACUUUGUAACACAGACUGCAAGACGAUGAUUGAGAUGUGGAUACAGAACUCAAGAACACAAUAGAGAAUGAACUGAUGAGGAUUGUGUAUGGCAAGUUGCUUUCUUUAAUCCGUAAAAUUUACAUAAAAAAAUAUAUAUAAAUUGCUCAAAAUAUCAAAUUGUAUAUGUCGGAAUGGAAGAGAAUGUAAAUACAAGAAGAAGCACAUGAC